AUGGCAUCCUCCGGCCAGUCGUCCGAGAUCCCUCGCUUGGUGUCGCUCAUCAAGACUCUGACAAUACCGCAGUUGAAAGACCUUCUUCGAAAUGAGGGACUCCCCCUUAUCUGGUCUGAAAGCGGCCCUCCAAACCUAGAGCGUCUGUGUCAAUCAGAAGGGAACAGCAUCCGCUACGAUGCUUUGAAGAAACGCAUACAACAGGCCGGCGUGCCUGGGUCUCUUACCUUUCAGACUACACCGAAUCCACAGUAUCGAUCGCCUCAGAUAUCACAACAGACUUCAGCGCAAGUUCGAAAUGCCCUCGGUGGCUCAAUGUCACCUCGUACAAAUUCCUCUGGCUUGGCCAGUUUCAAGGAAAGCCCUUUCUUCUCAGUCAUCACUCCUCUCACCAAGCCCAUUGAGUGCCAGGUCCGAGAGUCUACCAGAGAUAACGUGGAGUUUAAGGUCUAUCUUUCCCCGCAGCACGUCAUAGAUAUGGAAAAGGACCCGAAUCUUCGUGUGAUGAUAUAUUGUGCUGCCGACUCAGGGUUGACUCCCUUUACUAAAUCCGAUAUCUCGUUCCCUCAUCAGGUCGAGUUGAAAGCCAAUCUUGACGAAGUCAAAGCCAAUCUUCGGGGCCUGAAAAAUCGACCAGGGACAACGCAACCUGCGGAUGUGACUGACUAUCUGCGGAAGAAACCCAACUAUCCAAACAAAGUCGUCAUGACCUACGCAUUAACCCAAAAGAAAUUUUUUGUUCUUGCUAACUUGGUCCGGCGACAUCCAGUGGAAGAGCUGGUCGCCCAGCUCACAUCCCGGAGGCUCAUAUCCAAAGAGCAAGUAAUACGAGAGAUGAAAAACCGGGCUGAGGACUCGGAUAUUGUGGCUACUUCCAGUAUCAUGUCUCUCAAAUGUCCACUUUCCACCCUCCGAAUUAAAGUUCCGUGCCGCUCUGUAGUGUGCACUCACAACCAGUGCUUUGACGCAUCUUCUUUCUUGGAGCUACAAAAGCAAGCUCCAACAUGGACUUGUCCUGUCUGCUCAAAGGCGACUAGCUUCGAAUCUUUACAAGUGGAUCAAUACGUGGAUGACAUUCUAAAAGCAACCCCCUCAGGUGUAGACCAGGUGGUCGUGGAGCCAAAUGAAGAGGGUGAUGAUGACCUGGUUGAGAUUAGCGAACCUGGCAUGGUUCCCGUGAAACAGGAGGCACUGCCGUCGAGUCUUUUACUCGAGCGGACACCAGCUCAAUCCCGCGAGGCGUCAACUCCGACGUCGGCUGCUCGCUUCUCAAGCAAGAAGAGGCCCGUCGCGCAGGUCAUUGAUCUCACAGGAAGCGACGAGGAAGAUGAAUCUCCAGCGCCUCCUCGGAAAAGACCAAUUACUAGCUUUCACCCCAGUCAACAAGGGAUGCCCAUUGCGGGCAGUCCUUUGAGUCAUAGACCCUACGGCCACACAUCCCACUGA
Penicillium chermesinum is the source of this 1446-nucleotide messenger RNA. RefSeq names its product transcriptional regulator family: Zinc finger MIZ-type. NCBI's taxonomy places the organism in Eukaryota, Fungi, Ascomycota, Eurotiomycetes, Eurotiales, Aspergillaceae. Gene Ontology annotation, molecular function: SUMO ligase activity; zinc ion binding. Gene Ontology annotation, biological process: protein sumoylation. The record is from RefSeq and is a predicted model, not a curated record. The coding region runs from base 1 to 1446 and encodes 481 amino acids. The transcript is spliced from 8 exons.